GGAGUGAGGAGAAAGAAGGGGGGGGGGAGCGGCGAUUUGGGAAAGUAGGAAAUGCUGCUGGGUGGUUGUAAGAGAGAAAUUGGCGGAAGGGGGACAGCUUGAGGUUGGGCUAAAGGGGACCCGGGUGGGGAAGGACAACGGCAGAACCAAAAGGAGGGAACCUGAGUUACUCUGAUUAUGGCACCAUCAGGAAGAAAAUCUGCAGCAAAAACUGCUAAAUUGGCACAGGAAGAUCCAAUUGUUCAUGCCUACGACUUUGAAGAACAUACAAAAAAACAUCUGAGUGGCUCUGAAGAGGAUGUUAGAGAAGAUGAAACUCCAAUAAUUGAUAAACAUGGGAAAAAAAGACCUUCGCUGACUCCUCGUCCUGUAGUUGAAGAUGAAGUUGGGGGAGAAGUACAGAAUAUGCUGGAAAGAUUUGGAGCGGACAUUAACAAAGCUCUUCUGGCUAAAAGGAAAAGAUUAGAAAUGUACACGAAAGCUUCUCUCAAAACAAGCAACCAGAAAAUAGAACACGUUUGGAAAACACAACAAGAGCAAAGGCAGAAGGUCCAACACGAAUAUUCUCAGCAGUUCCUGCAUGUAUUUCAACAGUGGGAUGCUGAUAUAAAGAAAUCUGAGGAACAGGAAGAAAAAUUAAUGAACCUGUUUCGGCAACAACAAAAAACUUUCCAACAAGCAAGAAUAGUUCAGAGUCAAAGACUGAAAACAAUUAAGCAGCUGUAUGAGCAAUUUUUGAAGAGUAUGGAAGACAUGGAGAAGACUCAUGAAAGUCUUUUAGUAGGUGCACAAAAUGAGCUUCGGAAAGAAAUGGCUAUGUUGCAAAAGAAGAUCAUGAUGGACACUCAACAGCAAGAGAUGGCAACUGUUCGCAAAUCUCUUCAGUCCAUGUUAUUCUGAUGGCUCAGUGGAGAAACAACUUGUACCUAAGUAACAUGAUACAAUUAUAUACAUUAGCCAUAUGGGGAGGAAGAGCCAGUAUUUUAAACGCCAUAUUAAAAAUUGCUAUAUUUGAAUACCUUACAUUCAGCUCUGAUAUCAAAGAAACCGACAGCUCAUUGCUGCUUAGCAACAGGA
Podarcis raffonei (Aeolian wall lizard) is the source of this 1077-nucleotide messenger RNA. It is a transcript of the gene SYCP3, whose product is annotated as synaptonemal complex protein 3. Gene Ontology annotation, biological process: meiotic cell cycle; spermatid development. The record is from RefSeq and is a predicted model, not a curated record. Gene Ontology annotation, cellular component: synaptonemal complex. NCBI's taxonomy places the organism in Eukaryota, Metazoa, Chordata, Lepidosauria, Squamata, Lacertidae. The coding region runs from base 178 to 900 and encodes 240 amino acids. The transcript has 9 exons.